AACCGCUGGGGUUUGUAAUUCUGAGUCGCGUCUCUGCUCCUCUCCUCUACCUGGCGAUUAAGCGGUUCCCUCUGAGAGCACUCGAGCGGCGGCGUAGCCGCUUUCCCUUUCGCCGCCGUAUGUGAUAGGAUCCACGAUCGCGCGCCUAUCCUCUCCGACGAAGGGGACGACGGGACUGUCUGCUACUGACGCUUCCUGCUGCCUUCUUCCAAGCUGUGCUAUCGUUUCUUCUCAUUAUCGCAUCGCUACGUAAUAUAUCUUCUACUUCUCGAUUGAACCCUCCGUAAGAAGAGGGGAAAAGUUAUCUUUUUGGUGUUACGAUAUAGAUGGGGAAGAGGAAACGAAGCAAUGACUCCUCUGAGGAGAAGAUCGAUGGUGGGCACUGCCCUUCCACCAUAUUCGUAUCCAAUCUCCCCUAUUCGUUCAAGUCCUCUGAGCUGGAAGCAUUAUUUGGUGAAGUCGGACCGGUAAGACGCUGCUUUAUGGUCACUUCAAAAGGAUCAGAAGAGAGUUUGGGGUUUGGUUUUGUCCAAUUUGCUACUGUUGAAGAUGCUGAGCGUGCUAUUCAACUGAAAAAUGAGGCAUCCAUCAAUGGUAGAAGGAUUAGGGUCAAACUUGCUAAGUCCCGUCUUUCUCUUGCAGAACGUCGGCAAACCACAAAGCAUGUGCCCUCAGUGGAGAUGGAUAAAAAAAACAAUGAUAUUGUUCACUCUGGUGGCAAAACUGAGCAACAAGAGAUGCCCAAGCCAAACAAAAUAAAUAGUGAUGCAACUGUAAUAGAAUCACCAAGAAGAAUUGUUGAUAAACUCAAGGAAGAGUUGGGAAUCCAGGACCACAAUGCUGUAGUGGUCGGCUCAGAAAAGCAGAGGAUUGCUAGAACUGUUGUUUUUGGUAAUCUGCUGAACUAUGAGAUGGCCGUUGAAGUCAUUCGGCAAGCUGGAAAGAUUGGCACCAUAUGCUCAUAUACCUAUCCGCUUCCAAAAGAAGAAUUAGAGUUACAUGGGCUUGCUCGAGAUGGAUGCAAGUUAGAAGUUGCCUCAGUACUUUACACAAGUGUCAAAUCAGCACGAUUUUCUGUGGCAAAGUUACAUCAGCAAGAAAUAAAGGGUGUAUCUGUUUGGGCUCGCCAAUUGGGUGGGGAGGGUUCAAAAAUCAAGAAGUGGAGAGUAAUUGUCAGGAACUUACCUUUUAAGGUUACAGUUAGUGAGAUUCGAGAUGUAUUUACUCCAGCAGGUUUUGUGUGGGAUGUUUUAAUCCCUCAUAUGUCAAACGAUGGAGUUUCAAAAGGUUUUGCUUUUGUAUCUUUCACAUGCAAACAAGAUGCAGAAAAAGCCAUAAAAAACCUAAAUGGACGAUCAUUUGCAAAACGAACUAUUGCUGUUGAUUGGGCAGUUCCAAAAAAAGUAUACUCUGCUGCAAACUCCGCUGCCACUAAGGAAGGACAGCACAAUGACACUGACAGUGAGAGUAAUUCAGACACUAACAGUGACAGUGAAUAUGUUGAAGACGACAUGAUUAAAGAUGAAGUCAAACUUGAUAAAGCUGCUAUUCUUGAAAAGGCCUCAAAGGCUAGUGGAAAUAUGGUCCCAUCUAAUGAUAUUGAUUUUGCAUUGGAGGCAGAAGUUGCAAAAAAGGUCCUUGAUAAUUUGAUCAGAUCUACUGCUGGGUCUGAUCCAUCAUGUGGCAUGGAUUUCAAGAAAGAUGAAAGUAUUUCGGAGUUUGGUGUAGAAGAUGACUCUGAAAAGGAGGAAUCUCUCAUGCCUACAAGGAAAGGUGCAAUAGUAGAAGGCGAGGAUGCAAAAGUGAUAAAAACUGAUAUUACAGAAUUGGGAAAGAAAGAUAAGGAUUUAGAUAAAACUAUUUUCAUAAGCAACCUCCCGUUUGAAAUUAGCAUCGAGGAGUUAAAGGAGAGGUUUUCUUCAUUUGGAAAAGUGCAAUCCUUUCAUCCAGUUCUUCAUAAACUUACCAAGCGACCUCAAGGAACUGGCUUUCUGACAUUUGAUAGUCCAGUUGCAGCAGAUGCUGCCAUUUCUGCUGCAAAUGCUGAAUCUGGCUUAGGAAUCAUUAUUAAGGGAAGACCACUUAAGGUUUUAAAAGCCUUAGAUAAGGAAUCAGUUCACAAAAAGGAACUAGAGAAGUUAAAGAAUGAGGUGCAUGACAGACGCAAUUUAUAUCUAGCAAAGGAAGGUGAGAUUCUUGCUGGAACACCUGCUGCAGAAGGUGUAUCUGAAGAUGAUAUGAAAAAGCGUGAGGCGUUGAUGAAGAAGAAGAUGGAAAUGCUGAAGUCUCCAAAAUUCCAUGUAUCAAGAACUAUGUUGAUUAUCUACAAUUUGCCAAAGACAAUGAGUCCAGAACAAGUGAGGAAACUCUGUGUAAAUGCAGUUACAUCCCGUGCUUCAAAGCAGAAGCCUAUCAUCGAAAAGGUAAAGGUCUUGAAAGAUGCUAAGAAAGGCAAGGUUACAACUAAAAAGCAUUCCCAUGGUGUAGCUUUUGUCCAAUUUAGAGAACAUCAACAUGCACUUGUAGCCCUGAGGGUUCUGAACAACAAUCCAGAAACCUUCGGUCCCGAGCAUCGCCCGAUCGUGGAAUUUGCUAUUGACAACUUGCAGAAACUAAGACAACAUACAACUGACUUGGAGUCUAAGGAGAAUAAUCAUAAUUCAGCUGUGUUUCACAAUCAAACCAAAGGGAAUGACAGAGACAAUGCAGGUGAGGAAUCCAAGAAAGCAAAGCGCCGAACACUCCACAAGAGAUCAGCCCAACCAUCGGGAACUGCUGAAGAGCCCGGAGUUGAACUAAUAAGGUUGACUCCCGAGGACACUGAUCCAGAUGUAAAAGUUAGGGAUGCUGCUAAACAGGACAAGAAACAAAAUAAUGCUGGUAGAAGAGGCAAAGCUGCUCCUUCCACUAAAUCUAAGCAUAUUCGGUCGGAAUCAGAGUCCAACGCGAGACAGGGUGGAAAAGUUGUUCAAGCCAAAAAACCAAACAAUAAUCAGAUGGACACAUCUGGUGAGACUAGGAAAAGGAAGAGCACAACUGAGCCUGAUGGUGGGUUGGGACAUCAAAACCCAACUCGAAAACCUAAGAGGAGAAAGGGCUCAUCAGGAGGGGAAAUAGUAGAUAAGUUGGACAUGCUAAUUGAGCAAUACCGUUCCAAAUUUUCACGCCGCGAUCCAACCAACGGCAAAGAUGCAACUAAAUCUGGUCAAAAGGUUAGAAGAUGGUUUGAGCAACUUCCUGAUAAUUAGAUGUUUUGUUCUUUCCUUCUGCCGAAAGCCGAAAGGUGAAAGCCUCAUCUUAGGGUUUAUAAUUAGAUGAGAUGUAACCACUGCUGAUUUUGUGUUUAACAGACAUGUCACGGCUUGCAAAACCAAGUAUGAAAUUGAUAUGGUGUUGUACCAUAUUAUUUAGACGAGUUAUGUAUGAUUGAUAAUAUUUGAAACGAGUUAUUAUUACAUUAUAGUUUAGAUCUUUACAUCA
This is a messenger RNA of Zingiber officinale, 3480 nucleotides long. RefSeq names its product RNA-binding protein 28-like. Lineage: Eukaryota; Viridiplantae; Streptophyta; Magnoliopsida; Zingiberales; Zingiberaceae. The record is from RefSeq and is a predicted model, not a curated record. Gene Ontology annotation, molecular function: RNA binding. The transcript has 19 exons. Bases 327 to 3248 code for a protein of 973 amino acids.